AAAAACUAAUCAAAAUUGUGAAUGCAGAAAUUCAUUUAAGUUGAUCGAACGAUAAAUCGUCAUCUCCUCAGCUCCUCCACCUUUCUUCCGUUCCCGCUACUCCUCCAUCCAUUGAGCGAGAGAGAGAAUGAAGAUAGUAAGUUACAACGUGAACGGUUUGAGACCGCGUAUAUCGCAGUUCGGUUCUCUCCGGAAUCUUCUUAAUUCAUUCGACGCCGACAUUCUUUGCUUUCAGGAGACUAAACUCAGGAGGCAAGAACUCACGGCAGAUUUGGUUACGGUCGAUGGUUACGAAUCCUUCUUCUCUUGUACCCGAACUUCUCAGAAAGGACGAACCGCUUAUUCCGGUGUUAUUACAUUUUGUCGUGUAAAGUCUGCUUUUUCGAGUAACGAAGCAGCAUUGCCCUUGGCAGCUGAGGAAGGCUUCACUGGCCUGAUGUCUAACUCUCAAACUAGUCAAGACAAAUUACCAUUCUUCAUGGAACAUCUUGAGGAUUUUUCUAAAGAUGAGCUUCUCAAUGUUGAUAGUGAGGGAAGGUGCAUUGUCACUGAUCAUGGUCACUUUGUUCUUUUCAAUGUUUAUGGGCCUCGAGUGGCAAGAGAUGACACGGAGAGAACUCAGUUUAAGCAAAAGUUUUACAGGAUACUGCAGAAAAGAUUGGAGUCUCUCCUACAUCAAGGGAGGAGAAUAUUUGUUGUUGGGGAUCUCAAUAUUGCACCAUUUGCAAUUGAUCGGUGUGACGCGGGACCUGAUUUUGACAAUAAUGAGUUUAGAAGAUGGUUCAAAUCGAUGUUAAUUGAAAAUGGAGGCCACUUUUCUGAUGUCUUCCGAGCUAAGCAUCCUGAUAAAAGGGAUGCAUACACCUGUUGGUCACAAAGUUCAGGUGCUGAAGUGUUUAACUUUGGGAGUAGAAUCGACCAUAUUCUAUGUGCUGGUUCUUGCUUACAUAUAUCAGGUGACCUGCAAGGCCAUAAUUUUGUAAGAUGCCAUGUUAAAGAAUGUGAAAUUCUAACACAGUACAAACGUUGCAAACCAGAAAGCACACCGAGUGUCCGCAGGUGGAAGGGAGGACAGAGCGUUAAACUUGAAGGAUCUGAUCAUGCUCCAGUUUGUUUGACUUUAAUGGAAAUUCCUGAGGUCCCUCUGCAUAGUACUCCCUCUUUAUCUGCUAGAUAUACUCCCAUGGUUCAUGGCGUACAACAAACUCUAGUGUCGUUUUUGAUGAAAAGACGAGUUUCUGAAUCGUACGAGGUGGCACAUGGAGACAUUUCAAUGGUCAGUACUCGCGAGAGAAUAGAUGAACCAGUUGACAAAAUUGGUUUGUCUACCUCUGAAUGUGAUUUUCUUCCAAACAGAGAUUCAGAAGGUAGCAUUCUGGAACCAAAUGAACUUUCCACAGGUUUUUCUCAGAAGAUUGUCUCUAAAUCAGGAAGUGUAUAUGAAAAAUCAAAAAUUCGGAAAUGCAAUGAAUCCAAGAAAAAAGCUAGAAAUAGUCAAUCGUCCCAGCUCUCACUUAGGUCAUUUUUCCAGAAAAGCACAAAUCUUGACAAUGGUGUCAAAGACUCUUGUAUUGGUUUCUCAAAUAAUCAGGCAGAACCCUCACAUCCCAAUCCUCAAUUAAUUGAAACUUCUAAAGUGUUGGAUCACAGUAGCAACGUUGUGCAAGACGAGGUGAAUGCUGAUGCGUGUUAUCAGGAUUUACCUGAACUAAAUGAUAGUUCUAGAAAGGAAGGAAAAAGUAAUGUAGCUUCAGAAGAGUGGCAAAGAAUACAAAAAUUGAUGCAGAGCAGUAUACCUCUUUGUAAGGGACACAAGGAACCUUGUAUUGCUCGGGUGGUAAAGAAACAAGGAGCUAAUUUCGGUCGCAGAUUCUAUGUUUGUGCUCGUGCUGAGGGCCCUGCAUCUAAUCCUGAAGCAAACUGUAGCUACUUCAAAUGGGCUACUUCAAAGUCUAGGAAUAAAUAACAUAGGCCAAUAACCUUUAAAUCAAGAGAUGAUUCAGAUGCUCGCCUUAUCCAAAUUCUUCUUCUGGUGACAAUAUGGAGCAUCCAAGUUUUGAAUGAUUCUGAAAGUGCAACCUAUUUGAAGGAAAUUCCUAUCAUACCUUUUAUUCAUCAUUUUCGACACAUCGUUGCCUCCUUGAUUCUCUGGAGGAAAGCAUAAGGAAUUGGAUAAAAGAAAAUUUGUUCUAUUGUCAAUGUUCCAUCUCAGCUAACAUGGUUUGGAUCCUACCGCUCUAUCACGCAAAUUGAGGCAACCCGAUAACUGGUGGUGAUUUAUCUACUGAAGAUUCUGGUUAACAUGUCCCUGCACCAUGUUUGUUAUGAAAAGUGCUCUCUCAAGAUAGUGGUGGUUUUACGACAACUUGGGGUGUAAAAGUUCCUCACCCUUUAUUUUCUUAAGGUUAAAGGUUUAAAUGCCAUAAGAUGAAAAUGGUCGUUUGAAGUGGUAGAAUCUUGUUGUUUGCCUGAUUCAUAAGGAGAAGAGUGCAGUCACAUUGACAUAUGACUUUUAGGUGAUGUUAUGCGAUUAAAUUAAGGUAUGAGAAUUGUUAAUUUCAACUAGUAGUAGUGUUGAAGAAGGGGUGGUAUCAGAAGGUCAAUUGAUAGCUCUCUUUGUAAUGUUGCUAAUGUUGCAUCCUUUAACGAUAGAAAAACUAGUCUGUUAAAAAUAUAGCAUGUUCUUUGACCAAAAAAUAGUGUUUUCAUGAGUAAUUUAAUUAGCAUUUUUUGUGUUGUAUAA
Molecule: messenger RNA, 2743 nt
Organism: Cicer arietinum (chickpea)
Lineage: Eukaryota; Viridiplantae; Streptophyta; Magnoliopsida; Fabales; Fabaceae
Product: DNA-(apurinic or apyrimidinic site) endonuclease 2
Biological process (GO): base-excision repair
Cellular component (GO): nucleus
Molecular function (GO): DNA-(apurinic or apyrimidinic site) endonuclease activity; double-stranded DNA 3'-5' DNA exonuclease activity; phosphoric diester hydrolase activity
Source: RefSeq, a predicted model, not a curated record